Molecule: messenger RNA, 609 nt
Organism: Dendronephthya gigantea
Lineage: Eukaryota; Metazoa; Cnidaria; Anthozoa; Malacalcyonacea; Nephtheidae
Product: fibrillin-2-like
Exons: 5
Molecular function (GO): calcium ion binding
Source: RefSeq, a predicted model, not a curated record
CCGUUUCAUCUUUUUGUAGAUAUCAAUGAAUGCGAAACAAAUCCUUGUGAUGAAAAUGCAAAUUGUACAAAUGUAGAUGGUUCGUAUGAAUGUACCUGCCAUGAGGGCUAUGAAGGAAACGGCAAAAAUUGUACAGAUUUCAAUAAGUGCGAAGACAAUCCUUGCCAUGUGAAUGCAAAUUGCACCACUGUUAAUGGAUGGUAUGAAUGUAACUGUCACGAGGGAUAUGAAGGCAAUGGCACCAGCUGCACAGAUAUCAAUGAAUGCGAAACAAAUCCUUGUGAUGAAAAUGCAAAUUGUACAAAUGUAGAUGGUUCGUAUGAAUGUACCUGCCAUGAGGGCUAUGAAGGAAACGGCAAAAAUUGUACAGAUAUCAAUGAAUGCGAAACAAAUCCUUGUGAUGAAAAUGCAAAUUGUACAAAUGUAGAUGGUUCGUAUGAAUGUACCUGCCAUGAGGGCUAUGAAGGAAACGGCAAAAAUUGUACAGAUAUCAAUGAAUGCGAAACAAAUCCUUGUGAUGAAAAUGCAAAUUGUACAAAUGUAGAUGGUUCGUAUGAAUGUACCUGCCAUGAGGCUAUGAAGGAAACGGCAAAAAUUGUACAGGUAUAG